UGUUGCCCAUCUCAUCCACUUCUCCUCACAAUGACCACUUGUCAAGUCCUCACUUGCUACUACUACUACUACUACAACACCUAUCUAUCCUUUAAUCCCUAGUUCACAUCCACAUGCAUUAGGAGCAACAUCCACCACCAACACCACCAGCAGCACGUUUUCUCCUCUCUGAUGCUGCUGCUGCUGCUGCUGUGCGCGCACACAUCAGUAAAUGAAUCACGUAGCACUAGAACAGCCCUUCUUCAUGCGAUCUUAGCCCAGACCUAUUGGAGAAAGAGAAAAAAAAACAAAAACCCUCAAGGCACAAAAAAGAUCUGUCACAGUUCACUCAUUUUUUGCUGGAAGACGAUCAGAAACUAUGUUAAAUGCACCCAGAAAUACACCGGAGUGUGGCAUAAUAAAGGCGUCGAGUGGAUUCCGGUCAGAUCUCAUUGCGAGGAAGCAGGGAGCAGCAGGUUUCAACAGUUGACGCGGAGAGAAGAGGAAGAACUGAGAGCGCACAGGAGAAGAGGAGAAAAAAAAAAAAAAAAGCGAUUAAUUUUGAUUAUCUGAAAUCUUCCAGCACCUCCAGUUUUUUUUUUUUUUCCUUCCUUCACACAGUGCGGAUGAGCAUUGUCCGAAUGAAGCAUGCAAGAGCACUGGGUCCAAUUGGACUGGAUUAUUACGGGAUUACUGGACUCAUUAUAGGACAAUCAUCGGGCAAAAAGUCGCAGCCGUUGCCAUCCAUCCAUAGAUGCUCUUGAAUGAAUGACUGGGGGGAACACAAAAGGUUGGAUCCGGAUUAAAACAGCUCCAUAUUCCCAGCUUUUUCUUCUACUUUUGUGUGUGUAGGCUCAUGGUUUCAGGCUGUGUGUAUAUACAUGCAACGCGAGCAGAGCAGAAACCCCCAUAUAUGCAACAGUGUGCCGCACACAGGAGGAGAAAAGUAAAUGCAUUGUGAAUUGGUUAACAAUCGGACAAUGCUGCAUUUUGAACGCGGGCAUGUCAGUGUUAGUGCUGUGUUGUAGGAGCCUAGGUGGAGAUGUCGCAUGAGGGCAAUGCGCUUUUGUAAAGCUUAUACCGGUCUAUAACCUUCAACCAUAAGAGAUUCAAACGCUUUAACCUUGGAUGCAGUAGGGAAUAUUAAUACUUUAUAUUCAUCGAUUAUUCAUUAAGCACCCCCCCUUCCUUCUCUGUGAAGGGAAAAAACAAAGCAUUUUCUCCAACACUAUGUUGAAUUUGAUCUUUUAUUCAUGCAUUAGGUGUCGUCGAGCGGUCAUCUUUGUUUACAGAAAGAGUUCAUCAUAGGAGAAUGGCAUGUGAAAGAGGUUAGAAUCCAGAUUCAAUAAGGAUUCACACAUUUGAUUCAACAUCCUAAUUAGUGUUGGGGAUCGGAGUCAGCCUGGUUAUAGAUAGGGGGUGGUUUUAGUCCUCUAGGUUUUUGCUGUAAUCAACAGGUUGAAAGUCAAUUUUUUUUUUUUUUCCUGUCUGCCACUACUGCAUAUCCAGUUGAAGGGAUGCGUCUCUCUGUACCCAUUUUCUUCCUGCUGUGGGUUAAAGCCCUGACAUUGAAAAAUCUCAAUUAUUCCGUCCCGGAGGAGCAAGGACCCGGCACUGUUAUAGGGAAUAUAGCAAAAGAUGCCGGGUAUGGGACCAUGGAGAGGGGGAAGAAAUCCAACUUCAGAGUGCUGGAGAAUUCUGCUCCACAUCUGGUGGACGUUGACCCAGAGAGUGGACUAAUCUUCACCAAACAAAGGAUUGACAGGGAGACGUUGUGCAGGCGCAACCCAAAGUGCCAGCUCUCCAUGGAGGUGUUUGCCAAUGACAAGGAGAUAUGCAUGAUCAAGAUUGACAUACAGGACAUAAAUGACAACUCGCCCAGUUUCCCCUCGGAUCAUGUUAAUAUUGAUAUUUCAGAGAACGCGGCCGCUGGGACACGCUUCCCCCUGACUAUUGCACAUGACUCCGAUUCUGGGGAGAAUGGGAUAAAGACCUACCAGGUCACCAGAGAUGAUUACAAUACGUUUUCUUUGGAUUUAAAAGUGAGGGGCGAUGGGACUAUAUAUCCAGAGCUUGUGGUUCAGAGACCUCUGGAUAGGGAGGAUCAGAGUCAUCACACCCUCCUCCUCACUGCAAUAGACGGCGGGGAGUAUCCGAGAUCAGGCUCCAUGCAAAUCAACGUCAGAGUGACUGAUUCGAAUGACAAUAGCCCAGUUUUUGAAAAAUCCUCUUAUGUGAUUGAGAUUCCGGAGAAUUCGCCUCCUGGAAAAGUGCUCAUAGAUUUGAACGCCACUGACCAAGAUGAGGGGAGCAACGGGCAGGUGGUUUAUUCCUUCACUGGAUAUGCAUCUGAAAGAAUCCAAGAUUUGUUCUCCAUUGACCCCAAUACUGGCGUCAUCAAGGUCCAGGGAGAAAUUGACUAUGAAGAGAAUCCAAUCAUAGAGUUUGAUGUGCAGGCGAAGGAUCUGGGGCCCAACCCGAUACCAGGCCACUGUAAAAUUACCGUCAAAGUGCUUGACAAAAACGACAACUCGCCAAUCAUAAGUUUUGUCUCUGUGCGGCAGGGAGCCAUCAGUGAGGCCGCACCUCCAGAAUCAGUCAUAGCGCUGGUGAGAGUGACAGAUAAAGACUCUGGCCGCAACGGUCAACUCCAGUGCAGGGUGCUUGGCAACGUGCCCUUCAGACUGCAGGAAAACAAUGAUAACUUUUACACGCUUCUCACAGACAGACCCCUGGACAGGGAAAUGAAAGACGAGUACAAUGUGACAAUAGUGGCGAGAGACAAUGGCAUCCCCUCGUUGAACUACACUAAAUCAUUCACUGUGAAAAUACUGGAUGAGAACGACAACGCACCACGCUUUACAAAGACAGUGUACGUGCUACAGGUGCCUGAGAACAACAUCCCGGGGGAGUAUCUGGGCUCCGUUCUGGCCCACGACCCAGAUGUGGGUCGAAACGGAACAGUGUCGUACUCCAUUCUGCCGUCGCACAUAGGAGAUGUAUCAGUGUACACCUACGUGUCUGUUAAUCCCACCAAUGGAGCCAUAUAUGCCUCGCGCUCUUUCAAUUACGAGCAGACGAAAUCCUUUGAGUUCAAAGUUCAAGCUAAAGACGGCGGGUCCCCUCACAUGGAGAGCACCUCCAUAGUCAGGGUCAACAUCCUCGACGUCAACGACAAUCUCCCAGUUAUCAUUUUACCCCUUCUGCAGAAUGAUACGGCUGAAAUCCCAGUGCCUAGAAACGUAGGCAUUGGAUACAUCGUGGCUACGGUGAAAGCGGUGGACCACGACCACGGAGAGAGUGGCCAUUUGACCUACGAGAUCACAGAGGGGAAUGACGACCACCUGUUUGAGAUGGACCCGGUGGGAGGGGAGGUCAGAACCGCUCAUGCUCUCUGGGAAGAGGUCGCCCCAGUGGUUGAGCUGGUGGUGAAGGUAACUGACCAUGGCAAGCCCCCCUUAUCUGCCGUGGCUAAGCUGAUCAUUAAGGCGAACACGGAGACGGCAGCGGGAGGGGGUUCCGGCGCGAGCGGGGAACAGCAGCACUGGGAUGUAUCCCUGCCCCUCAUAGUUACCCUCUGCAUUAUCUCUGUCAUGCUCUUAGCAGUCAUGACCGCCAUCGCUGUCAAGUCCAAACAUCAAGAUAAGGAGACUGGGAAUUAUAACUGCCGCAUGGCUGAGUACUCCAAUCCUCCAGUGGGGAAAGGCAAAAAGAAAAGGAUCAACAAGAGUGACAUCAUGCUGGUGCAGAGUGAGAUGGAGGAGAGAGAUUCCGCGAGCCGGAUGAACGUGGUGAGCAGUCCCUCUCUCAUCACUUCGCCAAUAUGUUUUGACUACCAGAGCCCUCUGCCGCUCACGCUGCCCAGGUCAGAGGUCAUGUACCUGAAAACCACCCCAAACAGCCUGACAGUCCCCAGGGCGGGUUGCCACUCCAGCUUUGCCGGGCUUAGCACAGACACUCCAGCGAAUAGGAUGUCAGUGAUACAGACGGAAAAUUUCCCCUCAGAGCCCAAUUAUGCUGGCAGCAGGCAGCCAUUUGUUCAAAGCUCAACAUUUAAGGAUGCAGAACGAGCGAGCCUCCGAGACAGUGGCCAUGGUGAUAGUGACCAGGCUGACAGUGACCAGGAUACUAAUAAAGGCUCACACUGCGACACGUCUGCUCGGGAGGCCCUCAAGAUGAAAGCAACAGCAGUUAAUGGGCAGCCUUUUGAGCAGGAGCAAGACAAAUCAGCCCACUGCACCGACGAAUGUCGUGCACUGGGACAUUCUGACAGAUGCUGGAUGCCAAAGUUACGGGUAGGAAGCCAAGCAGACAGCGCCGAUAAUCGCACCAACCUUUUCAUCCCUGUGGGAAUGGAUGCCAUGGUAGAGACAGAGAUUUAUGGCACCAUCAGCUGCAGCAGCAGCAGCAGAAAAACCCUCAGCACGUUUGGAAAGGAGCAGCGGGACAGUACAAUCCUCGUGGCCAAUGUCAAACCUUACUUAAAAUCGCAGCGUGCACUAAGCCCACCGCUGCAGGAGAGUCCAUCUGCGUCCAGUAGUCCCACCAAGAGUAGUAGUAUGCCCCUGGACUUGGCCAGCCAAGAGUCCAAAGAAGAGAGGGAGGGGGGUUCAGACAGCAGUGCCUAUGGCCCUCCAGAUGGCCAGUGCUCCCCGCUGCACACCGAAUUGGAAGAGCCCUCCUACCUGACCCGCGAGCUCAGGCCCAAGUCCCUGUCAAGCAGCCUCAUUCACAGCUCUGUCAUCAGCCAGGAGUGCGGGGGGUCAGAUUGUGCUCUCGACCCGCGGGACUCUGGCAACUGACGGGCCGGGCAGUCCCGCUCACUCUCACCUGCCAUGGGGUGUGAUGAUGAUAUCACAGAUUAAUGACCAAGAGGUGAUUUAUUUUGACCCACAGAGGUGUCCAGACACGCAUUGUAUAACCAAAAACCAUCUGCUUUGUCUGUUUUGUUUUUAUUUUUGAGUUUGUGACUUGUUGUGUUUAGGUGAAAUAUGUGUCCUUGACUGCUGUGAAGGUUUGGGGGGAAAAUCAGUGCUUACCUGACUUCAAGUGUUUUCAUGGUGUACCGUACCUGUCAAUUUAGAUGUCUGUAUUUUACACAUUUCAAGCUCCAAUUUUGUGAGGCUGUGAAACAAAUUGCUACUGUUAAGCUAUUGAGUCCUGUCUGCUUUUGUACAGUGAAGCUUCCUGUCUCCAUUUAGUGUAUAAGGAACAUCUCUUUGAAUAUCACAGGCAACUGAAAUACAUAUCAGUGACGUUAAAUACAACAAGUGAAGUGUCUUAUGAACUGUUAAUGGUGGUGCAACAGGGAAUGUCCCUUUUCAUAAAACCAUUUGAGGUUCCUAUAUAUAAAAACAGUUUUUUAAGAAUGUAUUUGUAAUUUUAUCGUCGUCCUCUGCAGUUUAUGUGAAAAUAAGCUGAGCUUACACGUGAAUGUGGGCUACUGUACUUGUUGUGUAUUUUAUUAAAUUUGUAUACACUGUGUGCAUGGAAGGCAAUUAUUUUUGACUGGUGACAACUCCCGAAGCUGUCAUGUUUUUAUGUGAGGGAAGAAGUGCAUUUACUGUAUGUCUACAAGGUGCUUAAUACGUGUUUCAUGAGAAAAAAGCACUCUGCAAACGUGCCAUCUUUAGCUAUAUACUGUAUACCAGCACAUGUUAUCUAGCAGUAGUCUAGAUCCUAGUUAGGGGAACUUGAAAAAAAAAAAAAAACAACACAAUCAACAUUUUACACGGCUAUUUAUAUUCAAAAACGCAAAUAAAAUCAGGCACUGUGUAUUAGUGCACCCAAUGGAAUAUGA
Sebastes umbrosus (honeycomb rockfish) is the source of this 5779-nucleotide messenger RNA. RefSeq names its product protocadherin-17-like. Bases 1497 to 4781 code for a protein of 1094 amino acids. Gene Ontology annotation, molecular function: calcium ion binding. The transcript is spliced from 4 exons. Gene Ontology annotation, biological process: homophilic cell-cell adhesion. Gene Ontology annotation, cellular component: plasma membrane. Lineage: Eukaryota; Metazoa; Chordata; Actinopteri; Perciformes; Sebastidae. The record is from RefSeq and is a predicted model, not a curated record.